Crotalus tigris (Tiger rattlesnake) is the source of this 1114-nucleotide messenger RNA. RefSeq names its product mitochondrial ribosomal protein L39 (gene MRPL39). Gene Ontology annotation, cellular component: mitochondrion. Bases 51 to 1058 code for a protein of 335 amino acids. Gene Ontology annotation, molecular function: nucleotide binding; RNA binding. The record is from RefSeq and is a predicted model, not a curated record. The transcript is spliced from 10 exons. NCBI's taxonomy places the organism in Eukaryota, Metazoa, Chordata, Lepidosauria, Squamata, Viperidae.
GUCGGACCGCUUAGGGAAGGUAGAGGAGGACGAGGGGAAGGGAGUUCGCGAUGGCUUCAGUUCGGUUGGCUCGCGGACUGUGGCGGGGUUGCAGCAAACGGUUUAUUUCCAUUGCAUCUACUCCUCAACUUUCAACAGCAGAAAUUGCUCAAAGGCGCAAUGAUCUAUUCACAAAAGAGAAAGAAAGACAAUUGUCUCUUAAUCCACGGAUUGAGAAAAUUGAAGUAAAACAUGUGGGUAAAUCACAUCCUGGCACCUUAUUUAUAAUGAACAAAGGACUUUCCACUCCAUACAGUUGUGCUAUGCAUUUAAGUGAAUGGUAUACUAAGAGAUCUGUGCUUGCCCUUGUAGAUGGGCAGCACUGGGAUAUGUACAGACCUUUGACUCAUUCUUGUGAAAUUCAGUUUCUUACUUUCAAAGAUGAAGAUGCAGAAGAAGUGAACAAAGCUUAUUGGCGUUCUUGUGCCAUGAUUCUGGGCUGUAUUUUAGAACAAGCAUUUAAAGAUGAAUAUUCAAUUACUCUUGUUAAAGCUCCAGAAGUACCAGUGACAUCUGGAGCAUUUUGCUAUGAUGUAAUCUUGGAUAGCAAACUUGAUGCAUGGACACCAACUGAGGAAAAUCUCCGUUCUCUUUCAAAAGAUGCUUUCAGAUUAAUUCAGAAAGAUUUGCUGUUUGAAGUGCUGGAUGUCGAUGCAAAAGUGGCACUUGAAAUAUUUGAGUAUAACAAGUACAAACAGGAUAUGGUUGAAGAAAGAGCUCAAAAUUCCAAAGGAGUGGUAACAGUGCAUAGAUUUGGUGAUUUUGUAGACAUUAGUGAAGGACCUCAUAUUUCAAGAACUAGCUUGUGUGAUCAGUAUGAAGUAACAGCAGCUCAUAAUCUUCAAAGCAGCCAGUCUGAAUUAAGAAGAAGAUUCCAAGGUAUCUCUGUACCAUAUCAUUUAAAGCUUUAUCAUACUAUAUGGCACAGAUUGCGGAAAAGAUCACAGAAACUAAUCACUGAAAGAAGACCAAAAGAAACAAAUGAUAGAAAUGAAAUUACAAACAUUGAACCAGCCUGACACUUUCUAAUCUGUAUGUGUGGAAAUACUAAGAAUUAAAUUGAGAUUGUUUUAAA